Messenger RNA from Rhinolophus ferrumequinum (greater horseshoe bat), 8489 nucleotides. RefSeq names its product SET domain containing 1B, histone lysine methyltransferase (gene SETD1B). Gene Ontology annotation, molecular function: histone H3K4 methyltransferase activity; protein binding; RNA binding. The transcript is spliced from 17 exons. Lineage: Eukaryota; Metazoa; Chordata; Mammalia; Chiroptera; Rhinolophidae. The record is from RefSeq and is a predicted model, not a curated record. Bases 164 to 6025 code for a protein of 1953 amino acids. Gene Ontology annotation, cellular component: Set1C/COMPASS complex.
CGGCGGCGGCGGCAGCAGCUCCGGGCCCGGCAGCCGCGGCCGCGGCGCCCCCCCCUCCUGGCCCCCCGUCUGGCCGCCCCGGCCUCGGCUCCCGCGGGGGACACCAUGUACUGGCUGGCGGCGCAGGGAGGCCGGCGCCCGGCGGGGAUGUUGGGUUAACGGCAUGGAGAACAGUCACCCCCACCACCACCACCACCAGCAGCCCCCGCCGCAGCCCGGCCCUUCGGGCGAGAGGAGGAACCACCAUUGGAGAAGUUACAAGUUGAUGAUUGACCCGGCUCUGAAAAAGGGGCAUCAUAAACUGUACCGCUACGAUGGGCAGCAUUUCAGCCUGGCGAUGUCCAGCAACCGCCCGGUGGAAAUUGUCGAAGAUCCCCGGGUCGUCGGGAUCUGGACCAAAAACAAGGAGCUGGAGCUGUCGGUGCCCAAAUUCAAGAUCGAUGAGUUCUACGUGGGCCCGGUGCCUCCGAAGCAGGUGACAUUUGCCAAGCUGAAUGAUAACAUCCGCGAAAACUUCCUGAGGGACAUGUGCAAGAAGUAUGGGGAGGUGGAAGAGGUGGAGAUUUUGUAUAACCCCAAGACCAAGAAGCACUUGGGCAUUGCCAAGGUGGUCUUUGCCACCGUCAGGGGAGCUAAGGAGGCCGUUCAGCACUUGCAUAGCACUUCUGUCAUGGGCAAUAUCAUCCACGUGGAGUUGGACACCAAAGGGGAAACCCGCAUGCGGUUUUAUGAAUUGUUGGUCACAGGCCGAUAUACACCCCAGACCCUCCCAGUGGGCGAGCUGGAUGCUGUCUCUCCGAUCGUGAAUGAAACCUUGCAGCUGUCAGAUGCCCUGAAGCGCCUCAAGGAUGGUGGACUGUCUGCAGGCUGUGGCUCUGGAUCAUCCUCUGUCACCCCCAAUAGUGGUGGGACACCCUUCUCCCAGGACACUGCUUACUCCAGCUGCCGCCUGGACACACCCAACUCCUACGGACAGGGCACACCCCUCACACCACGCCUGGGCACCCCCUUCUCCCAGGACUCUAGCUACUCCAGCCGCCAGCCCACACCCUCCUACCUCUUCAGCCAGGACCCCACGGUGACCUUCAAGGCCCGGCGACACGAGAGCAAGUUCACGGAUGCCUAUAACCGCCGCCACGAGCACCAUUAUGUCCACAACUCUUCUGCAGUCACUGCAGUGGCAGGGGCCACGGCUGCUUUCAGGGGCUCUGUGGACCUCCCAUUUGGGGCACUCGGCAGCAGUGGCCCUCCAUUCAAGGUUCAACCACAGGAUUCAGCCACGUUUGCCCACACUCCACCACCUGCCCCAGCAACCCCCGCUCCUGGAGUCACGUUCAAGUCUUUCUCUCCCUAUCAGACUCCUGUGCCCCCUUUCCCCCCACCCCCUGAGGAGCCCCCCACCACAACCACCUUUGGGGCCCGUGAUAGCGGGGACUUCCGAAGAGCACCUGUACCUCCACCCUUGCCGCCCACUGAGCCCCUGGCCAAGGAGAAACCGGUCACGCCGCCUGGCCCACCACCCCCCGAUGCCAACAGCAUGGAGCUGGGUGGCCGGCCGACCUUCGGCUGGAGUCCUGAGCUCUGUGACAGUCCAGGCACACCCACACUGGAGGCAUCACCUGCAGGGCUGGAGAAGCCCCACGACAGCCUGGACUCCCGCAUCGAGAUGCUGCUGAAGGAGCAGCGCACCAAGCUGCCCUUCCUUCGGGAGCAGGACUCGGACACGGAGCUCCAGAUGGAGGGCAGCCCCAUUUCCUCCUCUUCCUCUCAGCUCUCCCCAUUGGCCCCCUUUGGCACUAACUCCCAGCUGGGCUUUCGAGACCCCACACCACUCUCCUCACGCCCCUCCAGCACCGGCCUGGAGGAUAUCAGCCCCACGCCACUGCCUGAUUCGGAUGAGGAUGAUGAACUUGACCCGGGCCUGGGGGCCCGGCCCCCACCUGAACCAGGCCCCCCAGACCCUGCCGGUCUUCUGGGCCAGGCAGCUGAGGUGGCCUUGGACCUGGCUGGAGACAGGACCCCAACCUCAGAGAAGAUGGAUGAGGGCCAGCAGUCCUCCGGAGAGGACAUGGAGAUCUCGGAUGACGAGAUGCCCUCGGCCCCCAUCACCAGUGCCGACUGCCCCAAGCCCAUGGUGGUGACCCCAGGGGCUGUGGCCCCCUCUGUGCUGGCCCCAAACCUGCCACUGCCCCCACCCCCUGGCUUCCCACCACUGCCCCCACCUCCACCACCACCCCCACCGCAGCCAGGCUUCCCCAUGCCCCCACCCCUGCCGCCCCCACCACCCCCACCGCCCCCUUCCCACCCAGCUGUGACAGUGCCCCCACCACCUCUACCAGCGCCACCUGGUGUCCCACCCCCGCCCAUCCUGCCACCUCUGCCACCCUUCCCUCCGGGGCUGUUUCCCGUGAUGCAGGUGGACAUGAGCCACGUGUUAGGUGGCCAGUGGGGCGGCAUGCCCAUGUCCUUCCAGAUGCAAACGCAGAUGCUGAGUCGUCUGAUGACAGGCCAGGGCGCUUGCCCCUACCCACACUUCAUGGCUGCUGCAGCUGCGGCCGCCUCAGCUGGGCUGCAGUUUGUCAACUUGCCACCCUACCGGGGCCCAUUCUCCCUGAGCAACACCGGCCCAGGCCGCGGGCAGCACUGGCCACCCAUGCCCAAAUUUGACCCAUCAGUGCCACCACCAGGCUAUAUGCCACGCCAGGAGGACCCGCACAAGGCCACGGUGGAUGGCGUCCUGCUGGUGGUGCUCAAAGAACUCAAGGCCAUCAUGAAACGCGACCUGAAUCGCAAGAUGGUGGAGGUGGUGGCCUUCCGGGCCUUCGACGAGUGGUGGGACAAGAAGGAGCGGAUGGCAAAGGCCUCAUUGACUCCUGUAAAGUCUGGCGAGCACAAGGACGAGGACAGGCCAAAACCCAAGGACCGCAUUGCCUCGUGCCUGCUGGAGUCGUGGGGCAAGGGCGAGGGCCUGGGCUACGAGGGCCUGGGCCUGAGCAUCGGGCUGCGUGGGGCCAUCCGCCUGCCCUCCUUCAAGGUCAAAAGGAAGGAGCCGCCUGACACAGCGUCGUCUGGAGACCAGAAGCGGCUGCGGCCCUCUGCCUCCGUGGACGAGGAAGAUGAAGAGUCCGAGCGUGAGCGGGACCGGGACAUGGCAGAUGCCCCCUGUGAGCUCGCCAAGCGGGACGCCAAGGGCGUGGGUGUGCGGCGCCGGCCCGCUCGGCCCCUGGAGCUGGACAGUGGUGGGGAGGAGGACGAGAAGGGAUCCUCGUCCGUGUCCUCGUCGUCAUCGGCAUCUUCCUCCUCCACGACCUCACCUUCGUCCUCAGCCUCUGACAAAGAGGAGCGGGAAAGCACAGAGGAGGAAGAAGAGGGGGAGGAUGAAGGGGAGGAGGAGGAGGAAGGCCCCAGGAGCCAGCUCUCCUCCUCCUCAAGCUCGUCCACGUCAGAUAAGGAUGAUGAUGACGACGACAGUGACAGCCUGGACGAGUCUGAGAAUGACAGCGAAGAGUCGGCCCUGUCGGAGGCGAGUGAGAAGGAGGAACGGGACUCAGACGGAGAGGAGACAGUGAGCAUUGCCACCUCCAAGGCCGGACCCGGCUCCUCCAGUGAGAGCUCUGAGUCUUCUGACUUCGAAUCGAGCUCCGAGGCCUUGUCGUCAUCCUCAGAGGACGAGGAGGACCUGCUGCUAAGCAAGAAGGAGGAGGAGGAGGAGGAGGAGGAAGAGGAGGCAGCCACUGACGAGAGCGUGGCCCCUGCCGUGCCUGAUGAGGCCUCGCAGGAGGAUGUGGCGCUGAGGCUGUCGGCGAAGGAGCCCGUGGGCCUGGGAGAGGAAGUGGACAUCGAGGCUGAGGACGCAGGCCCUGAGGAGCGGGCCCCCAAGCUGGAGGAACCCCCCCUGCCUAUGAGUGUGGAGGAGCUGGCUAGUGGCAGAGAGCCCCCCGAGGAGCCAGGUCUGAACCAGGAAGGGUCCAGGUCGUUGUCUCCAGAGCCCCCGGUGAAAGAGGUGGAGGCCCGGCCCCUGCCAUCCCCGGAGCCCACCCCAGGGGAGGACCUGGAGGUGGAGCCUGAACCCCCCACACUGCUUUCCUUACCCCUGCAGCCGCCAUUGCCACCCCCUCGACCACCCCGGCCACCCAGCCCACCACCGGAGCCUGAGACCCCAGACCCCCCACACCUACCUGUCCCUCUUGAGCCUCCCCCCGAGGACCAGCCCCCACGUACUCCAGGACUCUGUGGCAGUCUAGUCAAGUCUCAGAGCACGGAGACGGUGCCGGCCACUCCAAGUGGGGAGGCCCCACUGUCAGGGGGCAGUAGUGGCCUGUCAUUGAACUCCCCACAGGUGCCUGGCAGCCCCUUCUCCUACCCUUCCCAGUCCCCCAGCUUGAGUAGUGGGGGCCUCCCAAGGACACCUGGCAGGGACUUUAGCUUCACACCCACCUUUCCUGAGCCCACUGGGCCUCUGCUCCUGCCCGUCUGCCCUCUCCCAGCUGGCCGGCGCGAUGAGCGGUCUGGCCCCCCAGUGCUCCUGGAGACGGGCCUGCCACUUCCUCUGCCCUUACCCCUGCCCCUGCCUUUGGCAUUGCCUGUCCCUGUCCUGCGGGCCCAGACUCGGGCCCCUGCUCAGCUGCCACCCCUGCUGCCUGCCCCUCUGGCCCCCUGCCCGCCCCCCAUCAAGAGGAAGCCGGGCCGGCCCCGGCGAUCCCCGCCAGCCAUGAUCUCCUUGGAUGGGCCGUUGGUCCGGCCACCAGCAGGGGCCACCCUUGGCAGGGACCUUCUGCUCCUGCCAGGCCAGCCACAGACCCCAGUCUUCCCCAGCACCCAUGACCCCCGGACUGUGACCCUGGACUUCCGGAACACAGGGAUCCCGGCCCCCCCACCACCCCUGCCCCCCCAACCUCCCCCACCCCCACCCCCACCACCUGUUGAGCCCACCAAACUGCCCUUUAAGGAGCUAGAGAACCAGUGGCCCUCUGAGGCCAUCCCUCCAGGCCCCCGCGGGCGAGAUGAAGUCACCGAGGAGUUAAUGGAGCUGGCCAAGGUACGGGGUUCCUGGCGCCGGCCACCUAAGAAGCGCCACGAGGACCUGGUGACCCCAGGCUCGCCCGAGCUUUCACCACCACAGCCCCUCUUCCGGCCCCGGACGGAGUUUGAGGAGAUGACCAUCCUAUAUGACAUCUGGAAUGGCGGCAUCGACGAGGAGGACAUCCGCUUCCUAUGUGUCACUUAUGAGCGGCUGCUGCAGCAGGACAACGGCAUGGACUGGCUCAAUGACACGCUCUGGGUCUACCAUCCCUCCACCAGCCUCUCUUCAGCUAAGAAAAAGAAACGGGAUGACGGCAUCCGUGAGCACGUGACAGGCUGUGCCCGCAGCGAGGGCUUCUACACCAUCGAUAAGAAGGACAAGCUCAGAUACCUCAACAGUAGCCGCGCCAGCACGGACGAGCCCCCCACAGACACCCAGGGCAUGAGCAUUCCCGCACAGCCACACGCCUCCACCCGGGCCGGCUCCGAGCGGCGUUCAGAGCAGCGCCGCCUGUUGUCCUCCUUCACUGGCAGCUGUGACAGUGACCUGCUCAAGUUCAACCAGCUCAAGUUCCGAAAGAAAAAGCUCAAAUUCUGCAAGAGCCACAUUCACGACUGGGGCCUGUUCGCCAUGGAGCCCAUCGCGGCUGAUGAGAUGGUCAUCGAGUACGUGGGCCAGAACAUCCGCCAGGUGAUCGCGGACAUGCGGGAGAAACGCUAUGAGGACGAGGGCAUCGGGAGUAGCUACAUGUUCCGGGUGGACCAUGACACCAUCAUCGAUGCCACAAAGUGUGGCAACUUCGCGCGCUUCAUCAACCACAGCUGCAACCCUAACUGCUACGCCAAGGUGAUCACAGUGGAGUCGCAGAAGAAGAUCGUCAUCUACUCCAAGCAACACAUCAACGUCAAUGAGGAGAUCACCUACGACUACAAGUUCCCCAUCGAGGACGUCAAGAUCCCCUGCCUCUGUGGCUCCGAGAACUGCCGGGGGACCCUCAACUAGGCCCAGCGCCCAGCGAAAGGAUGUCAGCCGCCGCCAGGGGCUCCCCAGCGUGGACCCUCACGGCCCCGGGGCCUGGCCCCACCUCCCACCCCCAUUUCAGGUGCUGUCCUCUACCCAGUGGCCAUGUCAGGGCCUGGCGCCCCCAACACUACCCCCAGGAUCCCCGUGGCUCCAGCCUCUCAGUGGGAAAGGGCUUCUCUGUCUGUCAGCCCAUGUCUUGUGGUUUCUAAAAGAACUCCGUUGAGGAUUUUUGUUCAACUUCAACAUGAACUUCUCUUUGUCUCUGUGUUGCUCUCCCUGACUCGCUCCCCUUUCUCCAUCUCUCUUUCUCUGUCUUUUCUCUUUCCCGUCUUUAUUAUUGUCAGCCUCCUUCCAUGAAUGCUGCUAUGUUGUUUUGUCUUCUCUUUGCUUUCUUUCUCAUCAUACGAAGAGACAUUUUAACCGUUGAAAUGUGAAGGCAGAAUCAGAGAGCGGGGACCCCCGGUGGGAGCUGCAGAGGGCUCCGUUUGGUUGGCCUGUGUUCUGGAACCCUUGGGCCAGGGCGCUGGGCCAGGUGCUGCAAAAAAGAGGGGGUCAGGCCGGGCGGCUUUGACCUCAGAACACUAUGUAAGGCUCCCCCUCUCUGCCAGCGGACUCAGUGAGGAGAAGAAACCCCCCUUCCAAGUCCCCACCCCCAGUCUAUUCCUUCCCCAGCUUCCUGGGGGCGCCAUUUCCCCUCGCAGACCCUGGUAGAGCCAAGCUGGUCCCAGGUAGGAAUUUCCCCUCUGGGCUCUCCCAGCCACCCCACACCCUGCCACCCCCAAAAUCUUGGGUUCAAUGUUUACUUUAUCAUUCGAAUGCCAGCAAUGAGGGAGCCUCCCGAAGGCCCCAGUGUGGGCCGGUGGGGCGCUGGGAAGGGUUAUGUCUACUCUCUCCUGCCCUCACCUUCACCGGGCGAGAGGAGGGCUUCCCAGGGCAGGCGGGGCCCCUAGUCCCGCCACUACGGGUGUCUGAGGUGUCUGACUGUGUGCACGUGGCAUUUUUUGUUUAUAAGCUUCACCUGCUCACCCCUCUCCCCCACCCCCAGCCCACACCUGCCAACAGCCUCCUCACCCCAAGAAGUCAAGAGCAUAUUUAUUUUCGGAGAAGAUUAUUUCUCUCAGAGAAAGGAAAAUCUUGGUAAAGUUUUUAAAACUCAGAUCUAAAUCUGAUAGGUUUUUUUUAACCCUUUUUACCCCCUUCCCGUCAUCUUCUUCAGGGUUUAUUUCCAUGAAUUUUUUUCUUGUGCGUGUAUAAAAUCAAAACGAAGGGAAAAAAUAGGCUUUUGAAGUUCAGAACCAACUUCUGUAUAUACCUGCCAUAAAGGACUUUUUCUCGGGAACAUUGUUUCUUGUAGAAACAUGUGGGAAGACUUUUUUGCUCAUUUCUUUGUACUUCCAAAAGACCACACACACACACACACACACACACACACACACACACGCAAGUCCCCCGCACCCCAGAAAGCAGAGCAGGCAUGUAAAUAAUUUAUGGAAAGUGACUGUUGUGACCAGGAGUCAUCCUCACCAAGAAGGGAGAGCUCCCUGUGGGGCCGCCCCCACACUGCGGAUGCAGGCCUGGGGCCUCUGGUAUCUCAGCUUGUGUCAAGCUUGUUAUCAUGUAAAUUCUGUACAAAGAAUUGUUAUUUUUCUCUUUUUUUGUCAUUGGUGGUUUUGUUUUUUUUUGUUUGUUUUUUUGUUUUGUUUUGUUUUUUAAUUUCUUCACCCCACACCCUCUCUGUUUGAGACUGCCCUCUGGUUUCAAGGCCAGUGAAAUCAGUGGCAUUAAGACACAGAGCAGGGACCUGGGCAUAGCGGUGAACUUCUCUUCCGUUUGCGGUUUUCUGCCUAACUGUGCAACUGAGGAAAUAUUUAUUUUUCACAUGAGGAAAUGUGUAAUUCGUAGAGACAGCUGAUUUAAGUUACUUGUGCAGCCCCCAAGGGGCUGUCUUCAUUCUGUCCCCACCCCUCACAAAAGAAGUGGGGGGUGAUAUGGGGAAACCAGGGGCCGGGGCCAGCCUUAGCCCUCACCCUGGCCUCACCUUGCCCAACCGGCGAGGGGCCGGGCCCUCCCCAUCCCCAGGAACCCCCGCCCCACCCCUGAAAUGGUUUGCCAUAUCCAGAAAUGUGUUGGCCCAUUUUUCUUUCAAUGCCUUCAUUUCUAUUGAACAAAUUUUGCUUUUACAGAAUUGGGGGUUUCUGCUUUUUAUUUUUCUUGUCCCUCCUUCCCUGCCUCCCUCCUCCUGAAAAGAUGAGAACCCAUAAAUUUUAGGGAUGUUUGUGCAUAUAGGCUCUAUCAUCCAUAUGUAACUUGUUUUGAAGAGAAGUGUUUCCGUUGUGGGUGUGUCUUGCUGUAAAUAUUUGUUCAUAUUUUUGUGAAUUCAAUACUAUGUACCAUUGUAUUAUAGUAACUUUUAUAAAGCAGACCAUAAAUAUACUGACUUUUC